AUGACCACACUCACGAUGAUGACGUGCCGUCUGCUGUGCGCCCUGUUGGUGCUCGCCCUGUGCUGCAGCCCGUCCGUGUGCGUGACAACGAAUGGCGCGGAAGGAGAAGAUGACUCCAGUACGGACUCCCAUACACAAAAGGAUGUAAGUAGGACAAACGGUAAGCAAAAGGGAAAAAGUGGGAGCCAAGACCUGACGAACAAAGAGUCAGAGGAUGAAAGUGAGAACGGUACGCAAGAAAUACAAGGUAGGCCCACCGAUGGGAUUUCCAACAGUGAAGGUGCAUCAGGUGCAUCCGGUGAGCCAGGGAAAACAAGUUCUGUGGAUCAAUCCGCAACAAACCCAAAAUUGGAGGUUCCUGUGGAAAAAAGGACGACUACAACUACUACAAAGGCACCAAUUACGACAACCACUACUACGACAACGACCACUGCGCCAGAAGCACCAAGUACUACGGUCAUGAAUACGGAGACGCCAACGACGACGACCACCCGCGCACCGUCACGUCUUCGCGAAAUCGACGGCAGCCUCAGCAGCUCUGCGUGGGUGUGUGCCCCGCUGCUGCUCGCCGUAUCCACGCUGGCGUACACCACUCUGGGCUGA
Molecule: messenger RNA, 603 nt
Organism: Trypanosoma cruzi
Lineage: Eukaryota; Euglenozoa; Kinetoplastea; Trypanosomatida; Trypanosomatidae
Product: mucin TcMUCII, putative
Exons: 1
Coding region: 1-603 (200 amino acids)
Source: RefSeq, a predicted model, not a curated record